Trichomonas vaginalis G3 is the source of this 612-nucleotide messenger RNA. Its product is annotated as ubiquitin conjugating enzyme binding. The transcript has a single exon. Lineage: Eukaryota; Parabasalia; Trichomonadida; Trichomonadidae. Bases 1 to 612 code for a protein of 203 amino acids. The record is from RefSeq and is a predicted model, not a curated record.
AUGAAUGAUUUCCAAUUCAUGCGUGAAGUUGAUUUAGCUUCAAGGCUCAAGGAAUUGCUUUAUUCUAAGCCAGACUUAACAGAAUGGGUUCAAAACUGUUCAGAACAACUUGCAGAAACUGGGGAAAUUGAUCAUGAACAAUUUGAUUUUCUCGUUGAUUACUUAUGCAAGUCGGACUUUGAAAUAAUGAAGGAAGUUGUUUCGUUUAAGAAAUAUGAUAAAAAUGGUGAACAACUUAUGGCUUUAAUUUUUGACAAUCAAGAUGAAUUCAUUGAAGAAGAAGAAGAGGAGGAAUCUGAUGACUCAGUAGAGAUUGAUUUCAGUACAAAGAAGACAGAGAUUCAUGAUUUACCUCCUUGCUUAGAUCUCAAUUACUUCAUCAAAGAACAAGAUUCCAAAGUUAGUAAGGUUUCUAACAUUCUCGCUGUCAGUGAAAAUGUAGCAUACUACAUCCUGAAAUUCAAUAAUUGGGAUGAAACAAAGGCAAUUAAUAGUUAUCUUACCAAUCCAACAAAUCUUUUGGCCAAAAUAUCGGCAACCAAAAGACAAGCCAGCGAAAAUCUUGGCCUUCGGAAACGUGGUAUUGGUGAAUGUACAAACUGUUUUAUAUAG